This is a messenger RNA of Sphenostylis stenocarpa, 2157 nucleotides long. Lineage: Eukaryota; Viridiplantae; Streptophyta; Magnoliopsida; Fabales; Fabaceae. The record is from the annotation of a GenBank genome assembly.
AUGCUUCGUAACUAUUCAUCAAUCUUCCUGCGGAUUUUGACAUCUUCAUUUCGCAGUGUGCGUCAUGUUUAUGGCACCAACCAUAUCCAAUGCGAAUGCGACGAGCUUCUGCUCCUUCACUACCUAUCCAAUGGCUUCCAUGACGAGGCGCGAAACCUCCUCCAAAAUGCCUCCGGAGGUGACCUUCACGCGCGCGUCAUUCGCUGGACCUCGCUACUCUCCAACUUCUCCCGCCACGGUUACGUGGCCGAAGCUCGCACACUGUUCGACAUAAUGCCUAACAGAAACCUCGUCACUUGGAAUGCCAUGUUGUCCGCGUACCUCCGCUCCGGCAUGCUCGACGAGGCUUCCCGGUUCUUCGAGACCAUGCCGGAGAAGAACGUUGUUUCUUGGACCGCCAUGCUCGGUGGGUUUUCGGACGCGGGGAGGAUAGAAGAUGCGAGGAAGGUGUUCGAUGUAAUGCCUGAGAGGAAUGUUGUUUCGUGGAAUACGAUGGUGGUGGCGUUGGUUAGGAGUGGGGAUUUGGAGGAAGCCAGGAUGGUUUUUGAGGAGACUCCUUGUAAGAACGUGGUUUCGUGGAAUGCUAUGAUUGCGGGGUAUGUUGAGAGUGGGAGAAUGAAUGAGGCUAUAGAACUGUUUGAGAAGAUGGAGUUUAGGAAUGUGAUUACUUGGACUAGCAUGAUAUCUGGUUAUUGUCGUGAGGGAGAUGUGGAAGGUGCUUAUUGCUUGUUCCGGGCUAUGCCGCAGAAAAAUGUUGUUUCCUGGACUGCUAUGAUUGGUGGAUUUGCUUGGAAUGGCUUGUAUGAUAGGGCAUUGCUGCUUUUUCUUGAGAUGUUGAAAGUUUCUGAUGCCGAACCGAAUAGAGAGACCUUUGUUUCCCUUGCUUACGCUUGUGGCGGUUUGGGUUUUUCUUGCCUUGGCAAGCAGGUACAUGCUCAGCUGAUUGUUAACAGCCGGGGGAUUGAUGAUUAUGAUGGUAGGUUGCGUAGAGGUCUUGUUAGGAUGUACUCUGGGUUUGGUAUUAUGGAUUCUGCUCGCAAUUUGUAUGAAGGUAAUCUGAAAGACUGUGAUGAGCAGUGUUUCAAUUCCAUGAUAAAUGGUUAUGUUCGGGCUGGGCAGCUGUCAAGAGCUCAAGAGUUGUUUGACAUGUUACCCAUUCGGAACAAGGUUGCCGCGACUUGCAUGAUUGCUGGCUAUCUUAGUGCUGGUCAAGUACUGGAGGCUUGGAAUUUGUUUAAUGACAUGCCUGAUAGGGAUUCCAUUGCGUGGACUCAGAUGAUACAUGGGUACGUGCAGAAUGAGCUCAUUGCCGAAGCCUUCUGCUUAUUUGUUGAGAUGAUCGAUCAUGGUGUUUCUCCUUUGUGUUCUACGUAUGCUGUUCUAUUCGGAGCUAUGGGUUCAGUUGCGUAUCUUGAUCAAGGGCGGCAAUUACAUGGUAUGCAGUUCAAGACGGUGUGUGAAGAUGAUUUGAUUCUUGAGAACUCUCUAAUUGCAAUGUAUGCAAAAUGUGGGGAGAUAGAUGAUGCAAUUAGGAUAUUCUCUAACAUGACUUGCCGGGACAAAAUUUCGUGGAACUCCAUGAUCAUGGGUCUUUCAGAUCAUGGGAGGGCCAGUGAAGCUUUAGAAGUGUAUAAAACUAUGCUUGAAUUUGGGAUUUACCCAAAUGACCUUACAUUCUUGGGUGUCCUGACAGCAUGUGCUCAUGCGGGUCUUGUUGAUAAAGGGUGGGAGUUUUUUAUUGCCAUGGUUAAUGCUUAUAGUAUUCAACCUGGCAUGGAGCACUGCAUUAGUAUUAUCAAUCUUCUGGGUCGGGCAGGAAAGGUGAAGGAUGCAGAGGAGUUUGUUUUUAAGCUUCCUGUUGAACCAAAUCAUGCCGUUUGGGGGGCUCUGAUUGGAGUAUGUGGAUUGAGUAAAACUGAUAUAGAUGUUGCUAGGCGGGCAGCCAAACGACUGUUUGAGUUGGAUCCUUUAAAUGCACCAGGCCACGUGGCCCUUUGUAACAUUUUUGCCGCAAAUGAUAGGCAUAUUGAGGAGACGAGAUUAAGAGAAGAAAUGAGGUUGAAAGGUGUGAGGAAGGCACCCGGAUGUAGUUGGGUAUUGGUGAAGGGGACAGUGCAUACUUUCUUCUCAGACUAUCAAUUGCAUACGCGUUUUUAA